AUGUCUCUUUCCGACUCAGAUCUCUCGUCGCUUUCAUCAGCGCCCCCUUCCGACGAUGAGACUGGUGCUAUGGCACUUGACGAGCCGGUGGGCAUCACCAAGUACUUCAAGAAGGAAUCUGAGUCUCCGCCGCCGAAACGGGAGCCCUCACCACCCCAUGAAUACGUUUUAGCUGAUAAUCCGGAUAUUGCAUUCAUUGUAAUGUUCCGCGCGCGUUUCCAUGAGGUCUUCCCGCGAUCAACUCCACACUUUGGGCCACAGGAUAUUGAGAGAGGCGUUGUUGAGAUUCCACCAGGGGAUCAUAUCGAACGGUUAUUAUGUGCAUUGCUAGGGCUAGUGCUCAAUCGGAAGAAAGAUGUUGAGAGAGCGCAUUACCAACGUCCUUUAGAGGAGGCGAUCCAAACCCACUCUUCUCAAUGGCCCAAAGCUUGGCAAGGGAAGAACCCCCUUCAUGGGGGUCGCACCUUUGCAUCAAUGUCUCCAGAAGAACGUUUGACCCUGUUGAAGUCGUUAAUUCUCUGGUCCCUUUCUUCGUCCGACGCCGUUGCAACCAAGAUUAAAGAAUCAUACAAACAAGCUCGUCAUGAGGACGAUCUCAACCAACCGCUUUCCGUUCAACCAUGGGGACGCGAUGGUUUUAAACGUCGAUACUGGCUUGUCGAGGGUCUAGAUGAUACCCAUUUCCGGUUAUAUCGCGAGGGCAACCCGGCCCUAAAGAACGUUACUUGGUGGAGCGUAGCCGGAACUAUUCCCGAGCUCAAGACGGUCGCAGACAAACUAGAUGAGGAGAAGAGUAUCCACUCAAAGAAGCUUAGCGAAAGGAUAAAGAAUGCCGUGCCUCGUUUCGAGGGCUCCGAGGAGAAACGCAAACGACGCGACUACCGCAUCGCUCGCAAAGCCGCUUUCUCUCGGCCCGAGCCUGGGUUCUCCUUGUACGAAGGCCGCACUCGGGGGAAGAAGCUGAAGUACACAUACUCUGAUGACGAGGAUAUCUUCUCGGACGAAAUGCCAUCAACAAGGCGAUCGACUCGGAAUGCUUCAGGGAUCUCCACACCGGCAGAACCUGCUGGGCCUAGAUAUACAGCGAGCGGAAGGCAGAUACGAUCACGGGCAGGCGGUCUGUACGGCGAGGCCUUACUGAGUGGCCAGCGCGGAGACGAUGCGGAAGAUGCUGAUAGGCCGCAGAGGUCUAGAGCGACCAGAGCAAAUGGCUAUACGGAUUAUAACAUGGAUGGUAUGGACGAGGAAUCGGAGGCGGCUCAUUCCAGCGGAAAUGAGUGGCGGGGCGGUGAGGAAGAGGAAGAUAAUGAUUUUGAAGGUGAUGAUGAAGGUGAUCUGAGCGGAGACGACUCCGUCCUCAAUGGACAGGACCGGAGUCUCGUGGUCCAGCUUCGAUAUGGCAAGGGCAAAUUGCCGAGCAGCCCUCAACUACCGGCAGACGAGCCAUCGGCAGAGACAUUGGGCCUCGAAAAACAAUCUGUCAAACUGGCCGGGUCUGGGGCAGAUGAAGAGACAGUAACGUCACAGAAGCUGCCCUCCGCUACAAACGUCGAAGCUACGCUAGUUGUUGCCGCGAGUGAAACUGCUGCGCAGGAGCCGAAGGCGGAACUACUGAAUGGCCUCACUGGUCAGACACAGGAGAAGAGGGCUGUUGCUGGAAUCCCUCCCAGCACUGAGGUGCCCAUAUCUCAAUCAGCUCCCGCCAAGGCUUCCAACGAGGCCAGUUGA
This is a messenger RNA of Aspergillus clavatus NRRL 1, 1728 nucleotides long. RefSeq lists its product as uncharacterized. The record is from RefSeq and is a predicted model, not a curated record. The coding region runs from base 1 to 1728 and encodes 575 amino acids. NCBI's taxonomy places the organism in Eukaryota, Fungi, Ascomycota, Eurotiomycetes, Eurotiales, Aspergillaceae. The transcript has 5 exons.